CGAAAGAUCAGAAUAUGAAUUACGAAUUUUGUAUCAAGUCUCUUGAAUCGAAUCCUCAUUGCAAAAGUGAAACAAGUAUCAAAGGAUUGGUCAUAGCAUCAACAAAGAAUGAUGCAUUCAACACGAUUAAUGUGGAAAGAAUCGCUAAAACUAUUCUCAAUGAAAGGAAAGCUUCUCCUGGUAAUAAGGCAGCGUUACAUGAGUGCAUCGAGGUUUAUAAAGAUGCUAAUAGUUCAUUAAACAAAGCUUUAACAAACACUAAAACACAUGAUUACAGAAUAGCUAAUGAGGAUCUGAUGGCUGCUUUUGAUGCACCAAGAAUUUGUGAAGAUAUAUUCAAACAAAUCAAGAAAGCGAAAUCUCUGAUUAGAGAUGAGAACAAUCUUUUUCAA
Molecule: messenger RNA, 392 nt
Organism: Thlaspi arvense
Lineage: Eukaryota; Viridiplantae; Streptophyta; Magnoliopsida; Brassicales; Brassicaceae
Source: the annotation of a GenBank genome assembly